AUGGACAUGGCCUUAGUUUUUUUAUCUCUAGCCAAAAACAAUCUGAGUGGUGUCAUUCCAAAUUCUACCUGUGAGGCAAGUAAUUUGCAAGUAUUAGAAUUGUCAAAUAAUAAGCUUAGUGGUAAGAUUCCUUCCAACUUAGGUCAAUGCUCCAAGCUCUUUGUGUUAAAUCUAGAAAAGAAUGAUCUCAAGGGCACAAUUCCAAAUAUAUUUGCAAAUGUGACUUCUCUAGAUACAUUGAAACUAGGUCUCAAUAGGCUAAAAGGGAACAUGCCAUCAUCCCUUGCAAAUUGUGGCUCUUUGGAAAUCUUAGAUUUGAGAAAUAACAAUAUUCAUGGAGGCCUUUCUACUUGGAUUGAAAGUUUUCAAAGUCUUGGCAUAUUAGUACUUAAAUCUAACAAAUUUGUGGGCAAGAUACCCUUGGAAUUCUCAAACUUGUUAAAUCUUCAGAUCUUGGAUUUGUCAAGCAACAAAUUUUCAGGCAUUAUUCCUAUUGACUUUAUGAGCUUAACUGAAAUGGCAAAUCAGACAGAAAGCACAAAAACUCUUGAAUAUCAAGCUUCCAUAGGUGUAACAUAUACAAAUCAAAUGAUCAUUGCGAACAAAGGACAAGUUAUAGAGUAUGCAAAAAUAUUGGGAUUAGUGAAAUCUCUUCAAUUAUCAAACAACAAUUUAUCAAGUAAAAUACCUUGGCAUACUGAAUCUCUCAAAGGAUUGAUUAUUCUCAAUUUUUCAAGAAUUCAUUUUAAUGGAGAGAUUCCAAAUUCAUUGGGAAGCAUGGUACAACUAGAAUCACUUGAUCUGUCAAAAAAAGAAUUGUCUGGAACGUUUCCAGCUAAACUCCAACAAUUCACAUCUUUGAAUUACUUUAAUGUGUCUUAUAAUAAUCUAUCAGGAAUGAUACCACAGGGAAGACAAUUGAUAACAUUUGAUUCCUCAUCAUUCUCCAACAAUUUAGGUCUAUGUGGCCUGCAAAACAAGAUUUCAUGCUCGGGAAGUCAUCAUAAUCCUGUUUCUCCCAGUGAUAAAGAAGAUACAACAACAGUGGAGGAUAAUAUAUUGUGGGAUGUGGGAAUGGGAAUGGGUAAUGCUUUUGGGUUUUGUGUUAUUCCAAAUCUUGGAGUGCAAAGUGCUUCGGAAUUAUGGAUGCCAUGA
Cryptomeria japonica (Japanese cedar) is the source of this 1155-nucleotide messenger RNA. RefSeq names its product receptor-like protein 20. Bases 1 to 1155 code for a protein of 384 amino acids. The transcript has a single exon. The record is from RefSeq and is a predicted model, not a curated record. Gene Ontology annotation, molecular function: protein binding. Lineage: Eukaryota; Viridiplantae; Streptophyta; Pinopsida; Cupressales; Cupressaceae.